AUGUCACGGGAUGUUAAACUGGACAAGAGAAGGUCCCUCAGCCUCAGUCUCCUCUCACUGUCCUACAGUCAGCCUCACACGGGUCCCACAGUCAGCCUCUCACCGGGUCAGUCACAGUCAGCCUCUCACCGGGUCGGGUCAGUCAGCCUCUCACCGGGUCCCACCAGUCACAGUCCCAGUCAGCCCUCACCGGGUCCUACAGUCAGCUCUCACCGGGUCCUCACAGUCAGCUCCCUCACCGGGUCCCACAGCCUCUCACCGGGUCCUACAGUCAGCCUCUCACCGGGUCCCAAGUCAGCCUCACCGGGUCCCACAGUCAGCCUCUCAGCACAGUCAGCCUCACCGGGUCCUACAGUCAGUCUCUCACUCAGUCAGCCUCACCGGGUCCCACAGUCAGCCUCUCACCGGGUCCCCACAGGUCAGCCUCCCCACCGGGUCCCACAGUCAGCCUCACCGGGUCCUACAGUCAGCCUCACCGGUCCCACAGUCACUCCCCACCGGGUCCCACAGUCAGCCUCACCGGGUCCCACAGUCAGCCUCUCACCGGGUCCCAGUCAGUCACAGUCAGCCUCUCACCGGGUCCCACAGUCAGCCUCUCACCGGGUCCCACAGUCAGCUCUCACCGGGUCCCACAGUCAGCCUCAGUCCUCACCUCACCGGGUCCCACAGUCACCGGGCAGUCAGUCUCACUCACCCAGGGUCCCCAGUCAGCCCCUCAGCCUCUCACCGGGUCCUACAGUCACCCUCUCACAGUCAGCCUCCCCACCGGGUCCCACAGUCAGUCCAUCACCGGGUCCCCAGUCAGGGGUCCCACAGUCAGCCCCACCGGGGGUCCCACAGUCAGCCCUCACCCCACAGUCACCUGGGUCCCCCUCACCUCACCUCCAGGGGUCCUACAGUCAGAGUCAGCCCCCUCACCGUCCUACAGUCAGCCUCACCGGGUCCUACAGUCAGCCUCUCACCGGGUCCUACAGUCAGCCUCUCACCGGGUCCUACAGUCAGCCUCUCACCGGGUCCUACAGUCAGCCUCUCACCGGGUCCUACAUCGUUCCCUCAAUCCCAUCUCCACUAAGAUCCAACUACGUGACGUCAUCAGGCUUCACACGGAAACAAAGGCUAAUCUAA
This is a messenger RNA of Homarus americanus (American lobster), 1125 nucleotides long. RefSeq names its product vegetative cell wall protein gp1-like. The transcript has 2 exons. Lineage: Eukaryota; Metazoa; Arthropoda; Malacostraca; Decapoda; Nephropidae. The record is from RefSeq and is a predicted model, not a curated record. The coding region runs from base 1 to 1125 and encodes 374 amino acids.